AUGUUCCCGUCCGUGAGCACUGUCAAAUGCGCCGUACCUAACAGCAUCAGUGGCGCGGGCCUCCAUCAUCACUGCCCGUCGUCAGCAGCAAAGCACGAGCACCAGCAGCAGCGCGCCCAACACACACACACAUACACGGGCGAUCAAUCAGCCUUCCAAUUCUCGUCCCUCAGCCCCAUCAAUUCAUACAUAUGUCAUUAUCCGCUCUGCCCGCGCACACAAGCAGGCACGCGCCACACGCAGAUCUACACUGCCACCUCUGUCUGCACACACCUUCCCGCUUGUUCGUCAGUGCCACGCCACACAGCCCCCAACAGGUUGGUGGCUCCCGUUCCCCGUCAGGCCAGGUACCCGACCCGGUAA
Messenger RNA from Purpureocillium lilacinum, 363 nucleotides. The record is from RefSeq and is a predicted model, not a curated record. NCBI's taxonomy places the organism in Eukaryota, Fungi, Ascomycota, Sordariomycetes, Hypocreales, Ophiocordycipitaceae.